Molecule: messenger RNA, 994 nt
Organism: Aspergillus ibericus CBS 121593
Lineage: Eukaryota; Fungi; Ascomycota; Eurotiomycetes; Eurotiales; Aspergillaceae
Product: F1F0 ATP synthase subunit 5
Exons: 4
Coding region: 85-774 (229 amino acids)
Biological process (GO): proton motive force-driven mitochondrial ATP synthesis
Cellular component (GO): membrane
Molecular function (GO): proton-transporting ATP synthase activity, rotational mechanism
Source: RefSeq, a predicted model, not a curated record
CUCUCUCCUCCCCUCGACGCCCCGUCCGUCUCGCAUCCAAUUCCACCUCCUCCUCUCCUCCUCGACGUCUCCGUCCCGGUCACCAUGUUCUCCGUUCGCCUCGCCCGCGCCGGCCUCCGUGCCUCCGCCCAGCAGUUCUCCGUGCCUCGCACUGCCGCCGUCAACGGUCUGAGGACCUAUGCCACCCCGGCCCAGGAUGUCAGGCCUCCUGUCUCCCUGUUCGGUGUGGACGGCACCUAUGCCACUGCUCUGUACACUGCCUCUGCUAAGUCCGCCAACCUCGACCAGACCUCCAAGGCCCUCGCCAGCCUCGGUCAGACCCUCAAGGCCGACCGCAAGUUGACCACCAUCAUCUCCGCUCCUACCCUCACUGCCAGCGACAAGCAGCAGAUCGUCCAGGAGCUGCAGAAGGUUGCUGGUGGCGCCGACAAGGGCGACAUCCUCAAGAACUUCCUCGCUACUCUGGCUGAGAACAACCGUCUCGGUCUGCUCGAGGGUAUCUGCGAGAAGUUUGCGACUCUCAUGGGUGCUCACCGUGGUGAGAUUGAGCUGAACAUCACCAGUGCUCAGGAGCUCGACACCAAGACCGUCAACCGUCUCGAGAAGGCCGUCUCCAAGUCCGAGUACAGCCAGGGCAAGAAGCUCAAGGUCAUCACCAAGGUCGACCCCGAGCUCGUCGGCGGACUUGUCGUCGAGAUCGGUGACCGCACCAUCGACCUCAGCGUGUCUUCCAAGAUCGCCAAGCUCAACAAGGCCCUCACCGACGCUUUGUAAAUUACCAUCUCUUCUCGAGACUUAUAAAAUCCAGAGAGAGAUGCGCAUGAAAUCUUGAGCGUCUCUUGAACCCCAUUUCUAUAUUUUACCCUCCUGUACCUCUACCGAAUCGAUCUACCUACCUACCUCCAUUGUUCUCAUCCUUACCUUCCUCCCUAGCUUCCUGAUUAGUUAGCAUGAGCUCUAGUUCUGGAGAUGAAUAGACAGAAUUGAGUUUAUA